This is a messenger RNA of Ustilaginoidea virens, 1707 nucleotides long. RefSeq lists its product as uncharacterized. Bases 1 to 1707 code for a protein of 568 amino acids. The transcript has 3 exons. Lineage: Eukaryota; Fungi; Ascomycota; Sordariomycetes; Hypocreales; Clavicipitaceae. The record is from RefSeq and is a predicted model, not a curated record.
AUGAGCCUGUUUGCCGCGCUUGCGACGUUGCUGUGUUUCGCUGCCGCCCAGCAGACAGGCGUGCACCCGGACUGGCCGCGAUGGUGUGGCAAGGCGUACGAGCCGCAGUAUCCUAGCUUCGCGCCAGGCGGCAGGACCGUCGAACCAGCAGCACGCCCCGGCGGGCCCGUUCUAGAUAUCCAGUUCAAGCCUCGCUACAGCAUCUACCUCGAAAGCGACAAGGAAGCCGAGUUUGUCGUAAACGCGCGCAUUUCCGCAUGGCACGGGCAAUCAUGGCCCAACCUCGCAAGUCCCGCGACGGCACCUCGACUAGUCUUCACCAUUAACCUGGUCUCGAACAAUCAUGUUCUCGUUUCCAAUCUCGUCAACGUCAGCACCACGGGCAACCUUUUCGCCUUCAGCUUGGAGAGCCUGGCACCGAGCCUGCAAGCGUACCAAGUCGUCCUCUUUGGCGCUACAGAUCAGGGGACUAGUAACGUUACUGCCACCAGCGAACUCUAUUACCUCCCGGAGAAAAAGACGGGCAGCGUGACCAAGCUGGACAACUUGAACGGCGGAUUCUUGUUCCGCAGCCCGGCGACCGGUAACAAGUUCGAGCCGUUCCUACCCUUUGGCUUUUACGCUUCCUGCGACAACUUCCUCUGCGACAAGGACUAUGUUCGAAAAGUCAGGACGUUCAAGGACCUUGGACUGAACAGCAUGGUGUCGCUGACAACGGUGCAAGACUCGCGGGCAACCUACCAGUACAUGGAUACCCUGGAUCUGCGCUACAUGUACGAUUUGCGAUACGCGUAUCGGAACUUGACGUCUGUGACGGAACAGGUUUCCGUGAUUAAAGAUUUCGACGGCUUGUAUUCGUACUGGGGGGCUGAUGAACCCGACGGCCACCAGGAUCCGUUUGAUCUCCUUCCCAAGGCUCGCGACACCAUCCGGCGACUGGAUCCCUACCACCCCGUUUCCGUCACUCUCAACUGCCAAAACUUUUACUUUGGGGAAUACACUGCCGGAGCCGACUUGAUCAUGGAAGACGUCUACCCCAUCGGCAUCAACAGCACCUUCAGCCAUUGGGGCACGCCGUGCAACGCCACGUACGGCGACUGCGGUUGCGACAACUGCCAGGGCAGCGUGCAGGACGUGCCGCGCCGGCUCGACGACCUCGCGCGGUACGAGGCGUGGCUGGGGUUCUGGCCCAAGACCAAGGCGCAUAACCCGCAGGCCUUUGACGGCGACGGCUACUGGGCCAGGCACCCCACCGACGAGGAGGAGGUGGCCAUGAACGCGCUAGCCUUCAACCACGACGCCAAGGCCAUCGUCUCGUGGGUCUGGCCGACCAGCGACUCGCUCGGGAGGAUCAUGGGCCGGUUCGGGUCGGCGGUUGCGAACCCGCCGGUGCGGGAUCUCCUCGCGACAGGCAAGCCGGUGCGCGUGGCAGUAGGCGGCUACGGGGUCGUCGACGCGGCCUGCUGGGUCGGGGAGAAGCAGGUGCUGGUGUCGGUGGUGAACGGGGGUUACGAGCCGAUUGACGCGGGGGUGGAGAUUGCGCUGCCCAAGGGGCUCUCGGUCGAGAGCGUGGACAGGAGGGUAUGGGGGAGCGGAAGGUGGGCGCUGGUUGACGGCGCGGUGAAGCUCUCGGGGCAGGGAGCCAUGGCGACGAACAUGGUGAUGCUGGGGCUGGCAGGAGUCACGAGGGGCCCUGGCCAGGCGUAG